AUGACGAACACUGGCACCUCUGGACUUUUCCUCCUCCUCCUCAGUAGUACUGUGUCUGGACUGGGCUCAGUGGUGGUGAGAAAUUACCAGUACAUCAACAAGUCUAAAACCUGGCAAGAGGCUCAAAGCUUCUGCAGGAGCGCAUUUUACACCGACUUGGCCACCAUAUACACGCAAUCAGAUGUAGACAGUUGGAACUUGAAGGGUUAUAAUGCAUGGAUCAGCCUCUACAGAAAUAGACCUGGCCUAUUCUGGUUAUGGACUGAUGGACGAAUUGAUGACCAAGUUUUCUGGGCAGACGACGAGCCACGAGCUGAUGAAAGUUGUGCUUACGUCAUUUACAACAGCAAACGGUUUUAUGGCGCCAAUUGUGCACGAUCUUUCUUCUUCUUCUGUAAGACGGGCAACAAUUCCAUAUUUAUACCACAGUCGAAGAUAUGGUCUGACGCCCAACAGUACUGCGAGGAUAAUUACGAUGGUCUGGCAACUCCCUACAGCUUGAUUAAAGUCAUUCCGAAUGACUUUCCAGUCUGGAUUGGUCUGCACAGAAAUGGGGAAACAUGGACGUGGGGCACAGGCUUGUCAGAGUACAGAAAUUGGACAUCAGGGGAGCCAGGGAACAACAGCGACUGUGUUUCCAUCUCCUCUUUGACAAAAGAGAUGGCCACCCAAAACUGCUCUGCCCAGUUUCCCUUUGUCUGCUUCAAGGACAACCUGGUCCUGGUAAAGGAGAACAAGACCUGGGAGGAGGCACUGGAAUACUGCCGAGCCCUCACGUCACCCUACCCAUACAACAGUGACCUGGUCAGCGUGCAGCCUGGAGAAGACCACAACGAUGUGAUGUACAGGGCCGCGGAGGCCGUCACUGAGAAGGUGUGGGUAGGCCUCCGAUUCCUGGCCGGUCAUUGGGUGUGGGUGAACGGGGCGGAUAUGUUGUACUCUGACCUGCCUGUCUGCCCCCUUGUGGGGCAGCACUGCGGAUCCUUAUCCGUGAAGGACAACGGCAGCGUGGAGACCACAGACUGUUUGGAGAAAAUGAAUUUCCUGUGUUACAGCACAUGGUAA
Molecule: messenger RNA, 1065 nt
Organism: Micropterus dolomieu (smallmouth bass)
Lineage: Eukaryota; Metazoa; Chordata; Actinopteri; Centrarchiformes; Centrarchidae
Product: macrophage mannose receptor 1-like
Exons: 5
Coding region: 1-1065 (354 amino acids)
Source: RefSeq, a predicted model, not a curated record